AUGGAUUUUGCAGAGAAAUUGGGCGAUGCCUCUCAGAAGAAUAACUUAGAUGAGCAAGAAGAAAUAGUAUAUUCAUGGGAACAAGGCCUUGUAAAAAAUUGGGAAAGAUUAGUUGAAACAGAGAGCGGACUUGUUGUAAUUGAUGAUGAAAGUAAUUUUGAUUUGAAUAAUGCAACCAUAAAUUCUAAUAUUGAAUUGCUAAAAAAUAGCUCAAAUACUAAUAUUAGGCGUGGCUUACUAAGAAAUAUUGUAAUUAUUUUAGAUAUGACUUCUAAUAUGUUGGAGCUCGACUACAAGCCCGACAGAUUGCAGUGCAUGAUUAGAUGUAAUGAAGUUUUCAUCAAACAGUUACUUGAAGACAAUCCUUUAACCCAAAUUUCGGUUAUUUCUAUCUACGAUGGUAUUGGAGAAGUAAUAAUAAGUUAUAACUCUAACUUUCUCGAAAUAAUAACAAGCAUUUUAAACUAUCUGAAAAAGGGUUGUAAGGGAAGUAUGUCAAUACAAAAUGGUCUUGAGAAAGCCAAAUAUCUAUUAAUUUCAAUUCCUCCAUAUGGAACAAAAGAGAUUAUAUUUUUUUUAGGUAGUAUGAGGAGUGUAGAUAAUUCUUUUUUAUUCAACGAAUGGGUGGAAGGCUUUUCUACUAAUAAUAUAACAAUUAAUGCAGUACUGUUUAUUCCAGAAUUAUACAUAAUUAAAACAAUCACAAAAAUGACGGGCGGCGUUUGUUUAUGUGCAAUGAAUAAUGAUCACCUACUUAAGCUUACCCUUGAGAAUUUUAUCAAGCCACCACCGAGCAAUACAACAAAUACCCAAUUGAACAUUAACCUAGUUACAAUGGGAUUUCCUGAAUAUGUUAGUAAUCAAACCCAUCCUUUUGUUUGUUCAUGCCAUCAAUCUUUAACUCAUUAUGGGUAUUCCUGCCCAAAAUGUAAGUCGAUUAUUUGUUAUUUACCAACGAAAUGCCCAGUUUGUUCUAUUUAUUUGAUUUCCCCAAAUCAUCUUGCAAGAUCAUUCGCAUAUUUAUUUCAACACCCAAACAUUAUUCCUACCAAAAAUGAGGAGUGCUCAAAAAACGAGUUUGAUUAUAUAAAAGAAAAAUGCGAGUUAUGCGAAAACUCGUUUUUCAAUAAUAGCUACUUGAUUUCUGGGUCAAAACAAAAUGUAAACAAGUACCUUUGUACAAAUUGCAAUACUCACUUUUGUAACGAAUGUUGCAAGUUCAUUCUUAAUAAUCUACAUCAAUGCCCAAUUUGCUGUUCGUUGAAAAUUUCGUAG
This is a messenger RNA of Cryptosporidium ubiquitum, 1275 nucleotides long. Its product is annotated as transcription factor TFIIH. Gene Ontology annotation, cellular component: transcription factor TFIIH holo complex; transcription factor TFIIH core complex. The record is from RefSeq and is a predicted model, not a curated record. The transcript has a single exon. Bases 1 to 1275 code for a protein of 424 amino acids. Gene Ontology annotation, biological process: nucleotide-excision repair; DNA-templated transcription; regulation of transcription by RNA polymerase II. Gene Ontology annotation, molecular function: zinc ion binding. NCBI's taxonomy places the organism in Eukaryota, Apicomplexa, Conoidasida, Eucoccidiorida, Cryptosporidiidae.